Messenger RNA from Danio aesculapii, 660 nucleotides. RefSeq lists its product as uncharacterized. The coding region runs from base 1 to 627 and encodes 208 amino acids. The transcript is spliced from 4 exons. Lineage: Eukaryota; Metazoa; Chordata; Actinopteri; Cypriniformes; Danionidae. The record is from RefSeq and is a predicted model, not a curated record.
AUGAGAAAUGCUGACAAACAUCAGCUUUGCCAAAGAGCAUUUCGUAAUAAUAACCGCCCUGUGAAGCACAUUCUCAAGUUACAGCUAUAUCCCGCGGAUGUUUCUGGACACCGUAAAUUAUGUAGCUGGAGGUCUUCACUGGACUUGAAUCCUGUCGUCUCAACUCUGCGUCUCAAAUCCUCCGACGAAUGUGGCAAGCCACUGGACAAACUGGUAACAGCAGAAAAGCGGUCCACAUGGAGCUUCCCUUUCUCCAGCCCUGACCUGACAGUCAACAAGCCCAGUCUGCUGACCUUUGACCUGCCGUUCGUAAAGUCGUUCCAGGCUGGCGAUACAGACAGAGACAGACAGACGACAGCAGAAAUCUCCGACUCUCUACAGCCGUGGUUUAUCAGACUUCCUGAGCCCCAGCGCGCUCUUCCAGAGAAGCAGAAGUGCUGGAGGUCAGAGGUCAUGUGUGAAAGCCGAUCUGACGUUUACCUCGGCGGCGCUGGGAAGACUGUGUCCGUUCUCCAGCUGAGGAGCCGCGGGCAGCAGCAGCUCGUCCUCUUCUGGAGGCUUCCAGAUGUACUGCUCACCGUUGCCCAUGAACACUGCCUCCUGAGGGACAGAAGAGAAACAGUCUGACGGUGAGCAUUCAUCAAUUAUGCACAUCGAACG